AUUAUUCUUAAUAAAGCUAAUGGGAAGCUUGAUAAGUGAUAAGAAACAAGAUUUGAUCACAGUCUGAGUACCAACGCAUUCGAAUACACAACCCAUCGCCGAAAGGUCACCUGCUCCACGAUGAAAGGCAAAACUAUUCUGGUGACUGGAACCGGACAAGGAAUAGGAUGUGCUUUGGUGCAUGUUUUGCAUUCACUCGGAGCGAAAGUUAUUGCUGUGGCACGACGUCCCGAAAGUUUGGCGCAACUGAAAGCAGAAUGUCCCAAUAUAGAAACAAUUUGCGUUGAUUUGAGCAACUGGGAUGCAACAAAAGCGGCCUUGAAAGAUGUUCCCCCGUUGGAUGGCCUGGUCAACAAUGCUGGUGUUGCGGUAAUCAAACCAUUCGAGGAAAUCACUGAGAAAGACUUUGACGAUAACUUCAAUGUGAACAUAAAAGCCGUGUUCAAUGUUACACAAACUCUGUCGCCAAAAUUGAAAUCAGGAUCGAGUAUUGUGAACUUAUCAUCGUUAGCAGGACAACGGUCUUUCGCCGGUCACAGUGCGUAUAGUGCCUCGAAAGCAGCUGUUGACUCGUUAACUAAAAGCCUUGCUUUGGAAUUUGGUCCAAGGAAAAUUCGCGUGAACGCUGUGAACCCGACAGUUAUCCUAACUAAAAUGGGCCGAGACCAUUGGUCUGACCCAGCAAAAGCCAACGGACUAUUGAGCCAUAUUCCCCUGAGAAGAUUUGGAGAAGUCUCCGAAGUGAACGAUGCUAUCAUCUUCUUAUUAAGUGACAAGGCGAGUUAUGUGAACGGCACAACGAUGCUCUUGGAAGGAGGUUAUUCUGCAUCAUAAAGGAAUGAUUGUAGAAUUAUUCGAAAUAAAUCUGUAUGGAAGACUUAAAAAA
Hermetia illucens (black soldier fly) is the source of this 886-nucleotide messenger RNA. Its product is annotated as L-xylulose reductase-like. Gene Ontology annotation, biological process: glucose metabolic process; xylulose metabolic process. The record is from RefSeq and is a predicted model, not a curated record. NCBI's taxonomy places the organism in Eukaryota, Metazoa, Arthropoda, Insecta, Diptera, Stratiomyidae. Bases 121 to 834 code for a protein of 237 amino acids. The transcript is spliced from 4 exons. Gene Ontology annotation, molecular function: L-xylulose reductase (NADPH) activity; carbonyl reductase (NADPH) activity.